AUGACCGGAAGGAAAACAGUUGAAGAAAAAGAAGGAUAUGCCACCGUUAAAAGAACGAUUUGCUACGCAUAUCUGAUUAGUCUGCGAAAAACAGAAAGCCGACCAUUUAAUCUAAUUGCUAAAUCAAAACCUGAGAAACGACCGGGGGAACCAUUGUUUGACUUAUUGGACCUUUUGGAGAGGAGGGCAUUCACUAUUAUGGAAUCAGAGAGUACAGAAUGA
Molecule: messenger RNA, 222 nt
Organism: Aspergillus niger
Lineage: Eukaryota; Fungi; Ascomycota; Eurotiomycetes; Eurotiales; Aspergillaceae
Exons: 2
Coding region: 1-222 (73 amino acids)
Source: RefSeq, a predicted model, not a curated record